GAUAUCCACUCGUCGUCGUCGGUUGAAAAUUAGUAGUCGCUUUUAGGUUAUGCGCGACAGUAUACCUUUAUAUAUUACCUAUAUAUAAUAUAUUAAAUAUUGUAAUUGAUUAAUAUUAUACAUAUUUUAUAUCAGUUAAAGGCUUAAAGCCCGUUGUAAUUGUAGUGUAACUAAACGGUAAACUGACCGACCGCCGCUAUGUACGCUUUGCAGACAGUCGGAAGCACAACCAGCUCCGUCAAAGAUGAUACGGAAGUGUUGGAUUUGGAUGACGUCGGUAACUCUAUAGUCGAGCAAAUCAUCACCAACAGUAACGCUGUCAAACGUUCGGGGAACGUAACUGCAAAUGGCUAUCAAUCUUCUCAAACUCACCCGGCGAUACAUAAUUAUGAACGAAACGUCAAAAAAGACCACACUGGUUUGUGUUUUUGGACAAUAUUUCAAGCCGUCGGACUUACGUGUGUUGGCACGAUUAUUUGUCGAUCUGUCAUAUAUCAGCACGGAUAUUUUGACGUAUCUUCCAACAACAACUCAACGUCGAUUACUAAAAGCCAAUUUUCCAAUUGGCAUUACUCGCUUAGCACAGUUGGAUUCAUAUACCUCUAUGCCAACUCGAUUUUCAUGAUAAAAUCCCACAAAUCAAAAGUGUCGCUACCGUACAUAAUGCUGCACACAUUUGCGUACCUCGUAUCAGCCUUGGGACUGUGCGCCAUGUACGUGCACAAAGAAACGGGCAAGCCCGAGGGUAGCGCGUUCUACGAGGGUCAUCUAUACUCCAUACACGCUUGGACCGGUGUGUUGGCGGCCGCCAUGUUCACGAUCCAAUGGCUGACUGCCGCCGCCACGUUCAUCAUGCCAUGUCUGCUCAAAAUAGGGUUACCGCUGGGCAAGAUGUUUAGCCUGUAUACCACCAUCGUGUCAACCAUCAGCCUCAUUUCCGGAGUCAACCAAAACGCCAUGAAGACAGCAAAAGAUUACAGAAUGUAUUCAAUUGAGUCAUUAGUUUUGAACGGUUUUGGAUUACUCGUAAUAGUAUUUUUAUUUUUAGUUACUUACAUGGUUAUAAAACCAAACAGAAAUUAAAUGUUUUAAUUUAUUUUUUAUUUGACGUACUUAUGUAUUAGAUACAUAUAUAAUUGUUAAUUUAUAUGUUAUUGAAUUUCAAUAUUAAAAUGUAUUCAUAUAAAUAAUAUGUUGUAGUUAUAGGAUUAUAUAUUAUACUUUUAUGCAUAAGAAGAUAUUUUUUAUGCAUCUUCAUUAAAUUAUCUUAUGAUUCAA
This is a messenger RNA of Aphis gossypii (cotton aphid), 1278 nucleotides long. RefSeq names its product lysosomal membrane ascorbate-dependent ferrireductase CYB561A3-like. Lineage: Eukaryota; Metazoa; Arthropoda; Insecta; Hemiptera; Aphididae. Gene Ontology annotation, molecular function: oxidoreductase activity. The transcript is spliced from 6 exons. The record is from RefSeq and is a predicted model, not a curated record. The coding region runs from base 199 to 1083 and encodes 294 amino acids.